Messenger RNA from Aureobasidium vineae, 894 nucleotides. NCBI's taxonomy places the organism in Eukaryota, Fungi, Ascomycota, Dothideomycetes, Dothideales, Saccotheciaceae. The record is from the annotation of a GenBank genome assembly.
AUGGCCAACGAUGAGUCAACAAAGAAGACCUACUACAAGAAAGCUACGGGCAAAGCACUCGAGACUGUGGAGAAGCAUUCAAGUGACCAUGAACUCAAACUCUUCGGGAGCUGCUUCUGCCCCUUCGUUCAGAGAGUGUGGAUCUCUCUUGAGCUGAAGCAGCUCGAUUAUCAGUACAUUGAGACAGACGCUCAGCGUAUCUUUGGCCAUAACCCUUUCCCUCUACCCGUGCCCUACAACGAUAUCACAUUAGCGGCGCAGAACAGGUCCACCGUACUCACCAUCACACAGGUCGAUCCCUACGAAAAGCCACAACAGUUGCUCGAAGUCAACCCUCGAGGUCUAGUCCCAGCCCUUCGACAUGGCGACUGGGGCUGCUACGAGUCCACUGUACUGAUGGAAUAUCUCGAAGACCUGCAGAAGGGUGAGGCACUGUUGCCCAGCGAUCCAAAGUUGAAAGCGCAUUCUCGCUUGUGGUCCGAUCAUAUCAACCGCAACAUCGUCCCCGGCUUCUAUCGGUACUUGCAAGCUCAAGAUGAGAAGCCCCAGAUCGAGUAUGCAGAAGAGUUCAAGGAGCAGAUUUCGAAGCUUGUUGAUGCGGCCGAUGACUCUGGUCCUUUCUUUCUAGGAGAAAAGCCGACUUUCGUCGAUGUUCAGAUGGCGCCAUGGGUUAUUCGUCUUCGUACUGUCCUUCAGCCAUACAGGGGCUGGCCCAAGCCCGAGGGAGGCUCAAGAUGGGCAAGAUGGGUCGAAGCCAUAGAGCAAAACCAUGCUGUGAGAGCCACAACAAGCACCGACGAAUUAUACCACUCUAGCUACGAGCGAUACGCCGAGAAUCGACCAAACACAUCUCAGGUACAACAGGCCGUCAACUCCGGCCGCGGGCUUCCCUGA